This is a messenger RNA of Penicillium robsamsonii, 2505 nucleotides long. Its product is annotated as putative C6 transcription factor (War1). Gene Ontology annotation, biological process: regulation of DNA-templated transcription. The record is from RefSeq and is a predicted model, not a curated record. The coding region runs from base 1 to 2505 and encodes 834 amino acids. NCBI's taxonomy places the organism in Eukaryota, Fungi, Ascomycota, Eurotiomycetes, Eurotiales, Aspergillaceae. The transcript has 3 exons. Gene Ontology annotation, molecular function: zinc ion binding; transcription cis-regulatory region binding; DNA-binding transcription factor activity, RNA polymerase II-specific. Gene Ontology annotation, cellular component: nucleus.
AUGAGCACAGGCCCGGACUACCCCGAGCCCCCAUCCCACGAACCCCUAAAUCCAUAUCAAAGCCGGGAUAUAUAUGGUGAUAGGCAUGGGCAUGGGGACACACACCCGUCAUUUGGGAUGGGUCCAGAAAGCAACCAAUCCCCAGAGCCGCACGACACCCCCGGCGAUACUAAACGAUCGCGUGCAUGCGAGCCCUGCCGACAGCUCAAAGUGCGCUGCGACCCAGACCCGGCGCACCCGGAAGGGUCAUGCAAGCGGUGCGCGAAAGCGCGACGGACGUGCGUUGUGACUGCGCCUACCCGCAAGCGGCAGAAAAAAACCGACAGCCGGGUAGCGGAGCUAGAGCGAAAGAUCGAUGCUCUGACGGCGACGCUGCACGCAUCGCAUUCGACUGGUGCGUUGUUCUCUAGUGGAGCAGGGCAGCAAGCACCACCGACGGGACAGCGGGAUGAGCAGCUGGCUGGUCGGAGAUGGUUGGGUGGGGAGUCGAAGGUGGCUGGAAUCAAGCGGCAGCACACUGGCGAAGUUAAGGAUUUGUCUGGGGGGUUGCUGGCGCCGCGGUAUUCGCGGCCAGGCAGUCCCUCUGCGGAGCAGAUUCCUACCCAAGCGUCGAAGCAUUGGCGCAGACCUGUUGCUGGUGACUCUGCGCCGCCGAAACAUGACGCUGGGAAUGAGUUUGCCGAUAUGAUCGACCGGGGGAUUGUAGAUUACGAGACUGCCAGCGCGGCGUUUGAGCGGUAUAUCCAUAAGAUGGCGCCAGAGAUGCCUUUCGUUGUUUUCCCGCCGGGCACCACGAUGGGCGAGGUUCGGCGUAACAAACCUUAUUUGUUUCUUGCCAUCAUUGGCGCUGCCAUUGGAAUCUUUAAUCCGGACGCUCAGCCUAUCCUCAUUAAUGAGGCAUAUCGCCUGAUCGCCGAGCAUGUUGUUAUCAAAGGUCAAAAGUCGCUUGAGCUUGUUCAGACUAUAAUGGUCUGUUCUAUCUGGUACCUGCCACCCGAUAACUUCGAGGAACUCAAGUUCUAUUCUUUGACUCACAUGGCUGCGGUGAUGGCAAUCGAGCUUGGUUUGAACCGUCGUAUUUCCGAAAAUAGACGGGCCUUCAACAUGAUCCGCGAGGUAAUCGGUAGAAAGCCGACGAGCCCGGCAUUUGACCCAGAGGGACCGGAGGCAAGGCGGACAUGGGUUGGCUGUUAUUAUUUAUGUGUCCAAGUAUCGGCGGCUUUGAGGAGAGUGCACUUGGUCACAUGGCAGCCGUAUAUGGACGAGUGCCUUGAGAUUCUAGCAAACCACCCGGAUGCGCUACCCUCCGACCGGAAAUUGAAUUGGUGGGCAAAACUGGGAUUGAUAAUGGAGGAUGCUGGACAUCACUUCUCUGCGGAUGAUCCCGAACCCAUCACCACCUUCGCAAAUAGGCCGAUGGUUCACACAGAACAUGUCUUAAAUCUCUUUGUGCAUGGGUCUGCGAUGUGUGUAAACUUCAGCGGCAACCACUCUCCAUCACAGGAUGAUUUACAUAGAUCAUCCAUUGCGGCGGUCACCGAUGGGUUGACCACCGCCAUCCGCUGCAUCCACGAGAGUAUGGAUGUCAUUUGCGCUAUUGAGAGUGACCGACUUAUAUCCAUGCCUACAACAACAUUAGCGCGGACAACAUACCCCGUGGUCAGUUUGAUAAAAAUAUACUCACUGUUCAUGUCGCCGGAUAGUCGAAUCAGGCAGAUUCUCGACGUGCAAAGUCUCAAAAUCGAUUAUUAUCUGGACAAAGUCAUCGCGCAUUACCGGAGCGCUGCGGCGCGUGAUGGUGGCCGCGCAGCAGCGAAAUUUGGAAACAUAAUGGUCCUGCUGCGCAAUUGGUUCAUCAAAAAGCGCGACCAGGGAGAUCAUGGCCGGGAAUUGAAAGAGGUCUUUGCAAAUGGUCAGAAACCCUCCGAUCACCGGCAGACACAUCGGAGCCAUGAUGCCCCGGACGGAGCAUCUGCCAAAUCAAGAACGCAGAUGGCACCGGGCAUGACACCCCUCCAUUUCUUGAGCGAGGUAGCCAUGGGCGACCCAGCGCACCGAGCGAACAAUUCCAACUCUCAAUGCGCAAUAACCGGUCAAUCCUAUCCCUCAAACCACAGCCCAAGCUCGAUAGUCAACCCAAUGCCAACGCUGGGUCCAUCCAGUUUUGGGCCAGACCCGCCUCAACCCAGCUGGUCAUCUGGCACAUCAUACCCAACCACUCUCCCGGGCUCAGACUCGAACCAGAUCGAGACGAGGGGCUACUACCAACCCUACUCAUCCGCCGAACUCACACAUAACUACCCAGAUUUACCGUCGAGUGCCACCCAGACUCAGGGAUACCCGGACAUGUCCACCGUGGCUGGGAUGCAGCUUGCUCCCCCGAUGGGAAUGGCACCGGAGGUAGGCACGGACCCCAAUCCCGGUGAAUCUUGGCUUACGUUAGGGAAUAUGAUGGAUGAGGGACUAUUCACCUUCCCUUUUGAUGGGAAUUUUGGGUUGUUUUAG